GACGUUCGUUCACUAAAUGGAGGUUGCAUCACUCCUGAAGGUAUCAGCUCUGAUUUCUCAUACGCUCUUCAUAAUGUUACAGAUGUUGUGUUAACAUUUCCGAAGAAUGCAAUGCAAAGAACGGUUUUAGAAAAUCCAAUGCUUCGAGGUCUUCAGGUCACUAUAGAUUCCAGAAACUUCCCCGAUCAAGCGAUGACCACAAUGGGUGACAUAUUCUUUACACGUAUGCUUCAAGCUUCAGAUUUAGAUGGAGUGAAUGAAUGCACAGAAGAAUACGAGGACUCAUUAACUAGACCACUGAAUGCAGAUGAUGGCACACCAUUAGCUAGAACAUGGAAAGACCAAACUUCAUUCUUAUGCACUAUUCCAGUUCAACGUGAUGGAGCGGGUAUAUUCUUUGAUGGAUUAGAAACUUUCAACUCACAAGUUACAGUACAAGUGAAAGCUUAUCCAAUCAUUCAGGGUGAAAAUGACACUUACUGUUCAAAGGUGACAAAUCCUCCUCAGGUUUGGUUUACUAGGACUACAUAUUGGACAUGGACACCGGAUGAAGGUUUGAAAUAUCAUCCAACAGGUACACCACCACAGUAUAGAAGUUCAUAUGAUGAAAUAUUGAUGAAUAGAAAUGUAUAA
Trichomonas vaginalis G3 is the source of this 633-nucleotide messenger RNA. RefSeq lists its product as uncharacterized. The transcript has a single exon. The annotation marks the transcript as partial. The record is from RefSeq and is a predicted model, not a curated record. Lineage: Eukaryota; Parabasalia; Trichomonadida; Trichomonadidae.